Cucurbita pepo subsp. pepo (vegetable marrow) is the source of this 4990-nucleotide messenger RNA. RefSeq lists its product as uncharacterized. Gene Ontology annotation, molecular function: protein binding. The record is from RefSeq and is a predicted model, not a curated record. NCBI's taxonomy places the organism in Eukaryota, Viridiplantae, Streptophyta, Magnoliopsida, Cucurbitales, Cucurbitaceae. Gene Ontology annotation, cellular component: cytoplasm. Gene Ontology annotation, biological process: tRNA methylation.
UCCCCACGUUUCCUUGUUCUUGGCCCAUGCAUACCUUCAAGCUCAAACCUUCAGGCUGAAAAUCGCCGUAACUUUCCGACCGAUUCACCUGAGACGAGUUCUACCUGAAUCUCCAUCUCUGGCAGUAACUGCAGCUAGACGUAGCUGCCAUGGAGGUGAAGGAAGAACAGACCAAGUGGCAUUUGCAUAGUGGACAAUACCUUGGAGAAAUCUCCGCUCUAUGCUUCCUCCAUUUACCUCCUCAAAUUUCCUCUCUCCCAAUUCUCCUCGCAGGGUCGGGUUCCGAGGUACUGACGUAUAACUUGGAAUCUGGGAGGAUGAUUGAAUCGUUUCGGGUAUUUGAAGGGAUUCGCGUUCAUGGGAUUUCAUCUAUCUCUUUGAAUUCCAGUGAAACACCGUAUUCUACUAAGGUUGAUUUCGUACUCGUUGUUUUUGGUGAAAAAAGAGUCAAGCUAUAUCGUGUAAGCGUUGAAAUGAUUGCUGAAGUUUGUCUGAACCUGGUUCCGUUAUGUUCUUUGCCGAGGUUCAAUAAUUGGGUCUUGGAUGUUUGCUUCUUGAAGAGCAGUGACUCUUCUUCCUCCACAGGUAGUGAUAGCUGCGGUUAUAUUGCCAUUGGAUGCAGCGAUAACUCUGUUCAUGUUUGGGAUACUUGUGAAUCUAGAAUGAUUCUUAAAGUUGAAUCACCAGAGAGGUGCCUCUUGUACUCGAUGCGGUUGUGGGGUGAUGAUAUUGAAACUCUUCGAGUUGCAUCUGGUACUAUUUUUAACGAGAUAAUUGUUUGGGAAGUGGUUCCUUCAAAAGAUACUAAGAAAGAUCAUGAUGAAAAGAGUAAUGACAUUCAAUUUCACCAUUUAAAAUAUGAGGCAAUUCAUAUAAGUAGGCUUGUUGGACACGAGGGUUCAAUCUUUCGCAUUGGUUGGUCCUCUGAUGGAUCCAAACUGGUGUCUGUUUCUGAUGAUCGUAGUGCUCGCAUCUGGAGGCUAAAUGAAAAAGGGAGUGAUGCAGAUAACCCCGGGGAGGUUACUGUGCUGUUUGGCCAUAAUGCUAGAGUUUGGGACUGCUGUAUCUAUGAUUUGUUGAUAAUCACAGCCGGUGAGGAUUGUACGUGUCGUGCAUGGGGAAUAGAUGGCAAACAACUGGAGACGAUAAAGGAGCAUAUAGGCAGAGGCGUAUGGAGAUGUUUGUAUGAUCCAAUAUCAUCUCUUCUUAUUGCUGCUGGCUUUGAUUCUUCUAUUAAAGUGCAUCGGCUAAACACUUCUUUAUCUGUGACCUCCAAUGAACCUGCUGAAAGUGCAGAGGUUUUCACUAGUUGUAUUCCAAAUUCAUUUGAUCAUAACGGACGUAUGGACAGUAAAAGUGAGUAUGUGCGCUGCUUACAGUUCUCGUCUGAACUUACACUCUAUGUUGCCACCAACCGUGGUUAUCUGUAUCGUGCCACAUUAUCUGAUACCAUGGAUGUAAUUUGGACCAAACUUGUGCAAGUUAGCGAAGAGGUUCCGAUUGUUUGCAUGGAUUUAUUAGCCCCAAGUCCGUCUGAAGUUUCCUGCGGAGAUGAGGAUUGGGUUGCUCUUGGAGAUGGUCAAGGAAGAAUGACAGUUGUAAAAGUUCUACGCAAUUCAAAUGCCCCUAAACCUGACAUCUCAUUUAACUGGUCAGCUGAAAUGGAGAGACAGCUGUUAGGAACCUUUUGGUGCAAGUCACUUGGAUUCAGGUACAUAUUUACUGCUGAUCCUAGAGGCGUAUUGAAACUCUGGAGGUUAUAUGAUCAUGUAUCAGGUUCUCAGAAUGGCAAAAAUUAUAAUGCGUCUCUUAUGGCAGAAUAUAUAUCAUGCUUUGGCAUGAGGAUCAUGUGUUUGGAUGCGUCAUUUGAGGAAGAGAUUGUGGUGUGUGGUGAUGUACGUGGCAAUCUUAUUCUAUUCCCUUUAUCAAAGGACCUAUUACUUGAUAGUCCAAUUACAACAGGAGUAAAGAUAAUUCCAACCUGUUAUUUCAAAGGAGCUCACGGUAUAUCAACUGUUACAAGUGUUGUAAUAGCCAGAUUGGAAUCAUGUGAAACAGAAAUACACUCGACUGGAGCAGAUGGAUGCAUAUGUCACAUGGAAUAUGUCAAACUCAAAGACCAGAAAGUUUUGGAGUUCAUAGGGAUGAAACAAGUUAAAGAGUUGACUUCAGUGCAGUCUCUCUUCUAUGAUCAAAAUUCUUCUCUUGAUUUGACAAGCAAUCUUUAUGCAACUGGCUUUGCAUCCACAGAUUUCAUUGUGUGGAACUUAAUUACUGAAGCAAAGGUAUUACAAAUUCAAUGUGGUGGAUGGCGGCGUCCUUAUUCUCAUUAUCUUGGUGACAUACCAGAACUUAAGAAAUGUUUUGCAUAUGUCAAGGAUGAAAUGAUCUAUAUUCAUCGCUAUUGGUUUUCAGACAGUGAAAGAAAAGUAUUUUCUCAAAAUUUGCACGUACAAUUCCAUGGCAGAGAGUUGCAUUCUUUGUGCUUCAUACCUGAAAACUGUGCACCUAAAGUUGACAACAAGCAUAUCAUCUCAUCCAGAUCUAGCUGGAUUGCAACUGGCUGUGAAGAUGGAACUGUGAGGAUGACUAGGUAUACUCCUGACACCAAUAAUUGGUCUGCUUCAAAUUUACUCGGGGAGCAUGUUGGGGGAUCAGCUGUGAGAUCCAUAUGCUACAUAUCAAAAGUACACUUGAUUUCAUCAGAUGAGACUAUUGUACCUGAUGUAAAAGAUAUACAAGAAUCCGACUCAGACGAUAGGGAAGAUCCUAUUUUGCUAAUUUCAGCUGGUGCGAAGCGGGUGUUAACUUCUUGGCUACAGAAGCAUAGGAAGCUGGAGAAAAUGGAACGCACAAAUGGUUGUUUACAACAUAAUGGCGAAAUUAGUUGCGAGCCCUCUGGAUUUGUCUCAUCAAUUUCCUUCAAGUGGCUUUCUACUGAUAUGCCAACCAAGAAUUCAACUUUCCAUAGAAAUUCAUUCAAUACAAGGAAAGAUGAAGCCACGGUUGCGUCUAGCAUAAAUCCAGAUGCUGAAUCCAAAUUUCUUCAAGAAAAAGAGGAGUUGAGGCUUAAAUCUUUCUCCAUAGAAAAAUAUGAAGAUGACUGGCGAUACAUGGCUGUUACUGGCUUUCUCGUUAAACAUCUUAAUUCAAAGUUUACUGUCUGUUUCAUCGUUAUUGCAUGUUCAGAUGCCACACUUUCACUUCGAGCUCUAAUUUUACCCCAUCGAUUAUGGUUUGAAGUUGCUUCACUGGUUCCUGUGGGAUCACCAGUUUUGACGUUACAGCACAUAAUUUUUCCGAAAUUCUAUCCUAAUGGAGUUGGAGAAACUUUGGCUGGGAAUGUUUACAUCGUCAUUAGUGGAGCCACCGAUGGAAGUAUUGCAUUUUGGGAUCUGACUGGAACUAUUGAAGUAUUCAUGAAACGUCUCUCUACUCUUCAUCAGGAAACAUUCAUUGAUUUUCAGAAACGGCCUCGUACAGGAAGAGGAAGCCAGGGUGGCAGACGGCGGAGAUCUUUAAGUACCGUGACCAAAGGUCGACCAAUAAAAGAUUUGGUUACUAAGAAAGGUGCAGACAAUGCCAACUUAAGCAUAAAAAAUCAAGAUCCUUACGAAAGCUCAUCCAAAGUGGACAUAUCCAUAGCCGAUACAGCUUGCUCUCAACCUGUUUGUUCUACCUCUUCUGAACUAAUUUUAAGCACCAGCAAUUCUUCCUCUGAGACGAGUGAAAUACAGCCUAUUCAUGUUCUAACCAAUGUCCAUCAAUCUGGCGUGAAUUGUCUCCAUGUAGCGGCUGUGAACGGUUCUGAAUGUGUUAACAACUGUUUCUUGUACCAUGUAAUCAGUGGUGGUGAUGAUCAAGCACUUCAUUGUCUUACGUUCGAUUUAUCAUUGCUCUCCGAAAGCCCUAGUUCUGAGAUAAUGGAAUCUGAAUCAGAAUGUAUAAAGAGGUUUAUACUUCAAAGUGAAGACUGUAAUCAUAAAUAUAUGGUUAGGUUCCUCAGGUCUCACAAAAUUGCAUCAGCUCACAGCUCUGCUAUAAAAGGUGUCUGGACAGAUGGGAUUUGGGUGUUUUCAACCGGUCUUGAUCAAAGGAUCAGGUGUUGGAAACUCGAGGCACAGGGGAAAAUGGUUGAGUAUACUUACUUGAUCAUUACUGUGCCAGAACCGGAGGCCAUUGAUGCUAGAGUCUGUGACAGGAACCAUUAUCAAAUUGCUGUAGCUGGAAGAGGCAUGCAAAUUAUUGAGUUUCUACAUUCUGCGAUGCUGGCAGAAGAUAAAAAUAGGAAAAUAUCUUGAUAUGCGUGAGCUUGUAAAUUUAAUUACAGGGGAAAGGGAACAUAUUACCCCUCAGAACAAUACUACAUGCCCCACAACCAGGUACUCCUCACCUUCAAAAAGACUCCUAGGCCCCAUGAUCCAACUAAAUCUGUACCCCUGUGCCUGCCCCGGGCUCUUCCUCUUUCUUACAGGUUUCACCCAAUAGCUGGCAUUCACCCGUACUACACGUAAACCAAAUAUUUGAUUACACAUAACUGAGCUUCCAGCCCGUGCUCUUUCCCUUGUGAGUUGUUAUUCAGUGGGUCCAUGACUCUUCUCUGUCUUUCUUCCCUUCAUUUUUCUAUGGCCUUGAAUGAAUCUAGUUGGGGCCUAUCAACAUGCUUUAAGAAUCUUUCCAUACUGGGGAUUAUGCAUCUUGUCUCUUUUCGAAACGGUAACAGUAGUCUGAUGUUCUGAGAGCAAAAAUCAGAAAGCUUUCCUUAUUGUGUUUUAUUAGUAUCUGUGUGAUUUGUAGCUAAAUAUGAGUUGGGAGUAAAUUAUGAUUCUAAAUGGUCACAUGGCUAAAAGAAUUUUGAUCAAUAAUUUAAUCCCUUUUGUUAUAUUUGGUUAGUUCAUGGAGAUUGAUAAGAUAUGUGGACGCUCAACUUUGAGCUGCAUAUGGCCUUGUCUGUUCUUUUAAAGGAUAAAUAAAGCAGCAAUUUGCUCGA